AUGGACCCAACUGGACCUCCCAGUUCUCCAGGAUUACCUUCUCCUGGGGAUUUACUUGUCCAGCAGAAAAAAGAUGCCAUUCAGGCCGCCGCGCAGCCGACCGGAGAUGGAGGACUUCUCUCGCAGCUGACUAGCAACCCUUUCUUCACGGCCGGAUUCGGCCUUGCGGGACUUGGAGCCGGUCUAAGUCUGGCGCAAAAAGGUAUCCGACAUGGCGCCGCCCUCCUUCGCCGACGUAUGCUCGUGGAUGUCGAAAUCAGUAUUAAAGAUGAUUCCUAUCCAUGGUUUCUGCACUGGAUGACCCUUUAUCAACAAUCACAACUCAAUACAGCUCGGUCCGCUGCCAGCAGGUCUGGUUACAUGGACUCGCUUCUUCACCGAUUGACUCCUGGAAUGCGCCAUCUGUCUAUCCAAACGCAAAAGGUUGAACACUCAAAUGGAGCUAUCCACACUCAUUUCGCGUUGGUGCCGGGACCAGGAAGACAUGUUCUACGGUACAAGAAUGCGUUUAUUUUUGUCAACCGAAUGCGAGAAUCCAAGUCGCAGGAUCUUCAAACUGGCCGGCCGUGGGAGACCAUUACCCUCACCACCCUCUAUUCGCAUCGUCAUAUCUUUGAAGAUCUAUUCAAAGAGGCUCACGCUUACGCCGCAAAAUCACACGAAGGCAAAACCUCCAUCUACAACAGCUGGGGUACGGAAUGGAAACUCUUCGGACAACCGCGGCGAAAGCGCCCGUUAAACUCAGUGAUUCUAGACAGGGGCGUGAAGGAGCGGAUUGUAGAGGACGUCAAGGACUUUCUAUCGAGCGGGAAAUGGUAUCUAGACCGCGGGAUUCCCUACCGUCGCGGAUACCUGCUAUAUGGACCACCCGGCACGGGUAAAAGCUCAUUUAUCCAGGCUUUGGCAGGAGAGCUGGAUUAUGACAUUGCCAUCUUAAACCUCAGCGAACGAGGAUUAACCGAUGAUCGGUUAAAUCAUCUCCUCACCAUUGUUCCAAACCGGACUCUAGUAUUACUGGAAGACAUCGAUGCUGCGUUCUCGAACCGCCGCACCCAGACUGAUGAGGACGGAUAUCGCGGUGCCAACGUGACCUUCUCAGGCCUCCUGAAUGCCUUGGAUGGAGUCGCGAGCGCCGAGGAACGGAUUAUCUUCCUCACAACGAACCACGUUGAGCGGCUAGAUGAGGCCUUGGUGCGGCCCGGGCGAGUGGACAUGACAGUUCGCCUCGGAGAAGUUACCCGUUACCAGGUCGGUUGCCUGUGGGAUCGAUUUUAUGGUGAGAUAGACACAGAUGGGUCCUAUAGACAAGCAUUCCUGAAUCGACUCGAAGAAUUGGGUCUUGUUGAGGAUGAAAAUGGCCAGAAACCGGACCGGUACACUAGCGCGGCAUCAUUGCAGGGCUUGUUCUUGCAUAAUAAAGGGAAUAUGGAGGGAGCCAUUGCCAUGGCCGACGCGCUCACUCACAAUCUCCAUGAUGAGGCAGCGCACCAGCAUUGA
This is a messenger RNA of Aspergillus ochraceoroseus IBT 24754, 1497 nucleotides long. Its product is annotated as bifunctional AAA family ATPase chaperone/translocase BCS1. Gene Ontology annotation, molecular function: ATP hydrolysis activity; ATP binding. The record is from RefSeq and is a predicted model, not a curated record. Gene Ontology annotation, biological process: mitochondrial respiratory chain complex III assembly; protein insertion into mitochondrial inner membrane from matrix. Bases 1 to 1497 code for a protein of 498 amino acids. NCBI's taxonomy places the organism in Eukaryota, Fungi, Ascomycota, Eurotiomycetes, Eurotiales, Aspergillaceae. Gene Ontology annotation, cellular component: mitochondrial inner membrane. The transcript has 2 exons.